Bactrocera neohumeralis is the source of this 843-nucleotide messenger RNA. RefSeq lists its product as uncharacterized. Bases 1 to 843 code for a protein of 280 amino acids. The record is from RefSeq and is a predicted model, not a curated record. The transcript has a single exon. NCBI's taxonomy places the organism in Eukaryota, Metazoa, Arthropoda, Insecta, Diptera, Tephritidae.
AUGUCGAGCACUUUGAAUCUCUCUAGAAGUACCUGCAUAUUUCAAGUCAAGGGUACUGAUCAAAGCCUUUCAAUGAGAAGUUCCAGAUCAGUUUUGAUGCGUACAUCAUUGAUUCAAUUACAGUUAAGGGAUCUUCGUUUGGCUGAUCCGACAUUCGGUAUACCAGGUCCCUUGGAACUACUGAUUGGGCAAACAUUUGGCCUACCCAACCAACCCGUUUUUAUCACUAAUUUAAUUUCCGAUGAUUCUACCACCGAUAAACUUCUAAGAGAAUUUUGGGCAAUGGAAGAACCUCCUGAUACUAUCAAGUUGAAAGUGGACGAAUGUGAAGAGACUUUCACAAGUACGGCUACGCGACAUACGAAUGGUCAAUAUAUUGUACAGAUACCAUUUCAAUCGAAUGCCCCUCCAUAUGGAAACUCCCAUUCGGCGGCACUUCGGCAAUUUUUUAAGCUAGAGAGGGCAUUGGCAAACGACUAUGUACUAAAGGAGAAAUAUUUGGAAUUCAUGAAGGAAUACAUGAAUUUGGGACAUAUGGAGGCAAUUGAUGCUCCGAUUGACGCUCAGUUGGCAUGGAAAGUUGUAAUUACAUCCCUCACCCUGAUAUUUUCUAAACUCAGAGUAAUGUUUAACGCAUCGUCUAAAACAACGACCUGUAUAUCUCUUAACGAUACGCAACUAAGUGGAACACAGCUACAGGAAAACGUGGAUGACAUACUUCAUCGAUUUCGGCGGUACUCGGUAGCUCUCACAGCCGCAGAACGGGACAGCAUCCUUCAUAGCUUUUAUGUUAAUGAUUAUUACCGUGCUCAGGACGUUGAUGCCAUUCUUCAUCAAGGUUAA